Molecule: messenger RNA, 7360 nt
Organism: Condylura cristata (star-nosed mole)
Lineage: Eukaryota; Metazoa; Chordata; Mammalia; Eulipotyphla; Talpidae
Gene: DLG5
Product: discs, large homolog 5 (Drosophila)
Exons: 32
Coding region: 31-5718 (1895 amino acids)
Molecular function (GO): protein binding
Source: RefSeq, a predicted model, not a curated record
GCCCAGUGUCAGCAGAGCCUGGCCCAGGCCAUGACGGAGGUGGAGGCCGUGCUCGGGCUGCUCGAGGCCGCGGGCGCGCUGAGUCCCGGCGAGCGGCGGCAGCUGGACGAGGAGGCGGGAGGCGCCAAGGCGGAGCUGCUGCUGAAGCUGCUCCUGGCCAAGGAGCGGGACCACUUCCAGGACCUGCGCGCCGCGCUGGAGAAGACGCAGCCUCACCUGCUACCCAUUCUCUACCUGAACGGCGUCGUCGGGCCGCCGCAGCCCGCCGAGGGCGCCGGCUCCUGCUUGUCCAUCAUGCCAUCAGACUCAGGAAGCAGCAGCUCCCUCAGCAGUGUGGGAAAGGUGCCUUCCCCACCUCUCCUUACGGACCAGCAAGUGAACCAGAAGUUGGAGAAUCUCUCCAUUCAGCUGCGGCUGAUGACCCGGGAGAGGAACGAGCUGCGGAAGCGCCUGGCCUUCGCGAGUCACAGUGGGACCUUUGACAAGAGGCCCUACCACAGGCUGAACCCUGACUACGAGAGGCUGAAGAUCCAGUGUGUGCGGGCCAUGUCGGACCUGCAGAGCCUGCAGACCCAGCACGCCAGCGCCUUGAAGAGAUGCGAGGAGGUGGCCAAGGAGACCGACUUCUACCACACCCUCCACAGCCGGCUCCUGAGCGACCAGACGCAACUGAAGGACGAUGUGGACGUGCUGAGGCGGGAGAAUGGACAGCUGCUGCGGGAGCGAAACCUGCUGCAGCAGUCGUGGGAGGACAUGAAGCGGCUCCGUGAGGAGGACCAGAAGGAGAUUGGAGACCUCCGGGCUCAGCAGCAGCAGGUGCUGAAGCACAACGGUUCCUCAGAGAUUCUUAAUAAGCUGUACGACACGGCCCUGGACAAGCUGGAGGUGGUUAAGAAGGACUACGAUGCUCUGCGGAAAAGGUACAGUGAGAAGGUCGCCAUCCACAAUUCAGACCUGAGCCGCCUGGAGCAGCUGGAGGAAGAGAACCAGCGCCUGCUGAAGCAGACGGAGAUGCUGACCCAGCAGAGGGACACGGCCAUCCAGCUGCAGCACCAGUGCGCUGUCUCCCUGAGGAGGGUUGAGGCAAUCCACCAUGAGCUGAACAAGGCUACGGCCCAGAACAAGGACCUGCAGUGGGAGAUGGAGCUGCUGCAGUCGGAGCUGGCGGAGCUGAGGAGCUUGCAGGAGAAAACCACCAAAGAGUCGGAGAAGUACAAGGAGGAGCGGGACGCUGUGUACCGGGAGUACAAGCUCAUCAUGAGCGAGCGCGACCAGGUCAUCUCUGAGCUGGACAAACUGCAGACCGAGGUGGAGCUGGCCGAGUCGAAGCUCAAGAGCAGCACUUCCGAGAAGAAGGCAGCCAGCGAGGAGAUGGAAGCGCUGAGACAGAUCAAAGACACGGUGACAAUGGAUGCUGGGAGAGCCAACAAGGAGGCUGAAAUGCUUCGAAAGCAGUGCAAGACUCUGUGCCAGGAGCUGAAGGAAGCCCUCCAGGAGGCGGACGUGGCCAAGUGCCGGCGGGACUGGGCGUUCCAGGAACGGGAUAAAAUCGUAGCGGAACGGGACAGCAUCCGGACGCUGUGUGACAACCUGAGGCGUGAGCGCGACCGGGCUGUGAGCGAGCUGGCCGAGGCCCUGCGCAGCCUGGACGACACUCGGAAACAGAAGAACGACGUCGGCCGGGAGCUCAAGGAGCUCAAAGAGCAGAUGGAAUCCCACUUGGAAAAGGAGGCCCGCUUCCGGCAGCUGAUGGCCCACAGCUCCCACGACUCGGCCAUUGACACGGAUUCCAUGGAGUGGGAAACGGAGGUGGUCGAGUUUGAACGGGAGACGGAGGAUAUUGACUUGAAGGCACUUGGGUUUGAUAUGGCGGAAGGUGUGAACGAGCCUUGUUUGCCAGGGGACUGCGGCAUCUUUGUCACUAAAGUGGACAAGGGAAGCAUUGCGGAUGGCCGCUUACGGGUCAAUGACUGGCUGCUGAGAAUCAACGACGUGGACCUCAUCAACAAGGACAAGAAGCAGGCCCUCAGGGCCCUCCUCACCGGGGAGGGGGCCAUCAACAUGGUCGUGCGGAGGAGGAAGUCACUGGGCGGGAAGGUGGUCACGCCGCUGCACAUCAACCUGAGUGGACAGAAAGACAGCGGCAUCAGUCUGGAGAAUGGAGUAUACGCGGCCGCCGUGGUGCCCGGAAGUCCUGCCGCCAAAGAGGGCUCCCUCGCCGUGGGAGACAGGAUUGUCGCGAUUAACGGGAUAGCCCUGGACAACAAGUCGCUGAACGAGUGUGAAUCUCUGCUGCGAAGUUGCCAGGACUCCCUGACUCUCUCCCUCCUGAAGGUCUUCCCCCAGAGCUCCUCGUGGAGUGGGCAGAACAUCUUUGAAAAUAUCAAGGACUCUGAUAAGAUGUUGAGUUUCCGAGCCCAUGCUCCAGAAGUCCAGUCUCAGAGCAAGCGGCACUUGAUGCAACACAAUAACUCCACACAGACGGACAUCUUCUACGCGGACAGGCCGGAGGACAGGAAAGAGCCAGGCCCCCCAGGGGGCAGCAGCUCGUUCCUGCACAAACCAUUCCCGGGGGGGUCCUUCCAGGUCUCCCCACAGGCCUGUCCUAGUGCCUCAGAGCGCAGCCUAAGCUCCUUCCGCUCGGACACCUCGGGCGAGCGUGCCUACGGGCUGGUGGAGGUGCGCAGCCGACGGCCACUGCUGCCCUUUGAGACUGAGGCGGGACCCUGUGGGGCAGCAGAGGCCCCCCUGGAGAAGGCCGAGCCCGAGAGCUCCAACAGCGGAGGGACCUGGCCCAAGGCCGUGCUUAGCUCCACGGCGGGGCCCGAGAAGCUCUCUGUCUAUAAGAAGCCAAAGCAGAGAAAGUCUAUCUUUGACCCUAAUACUUUCAAACGUCCUCAGACACCCCCCAAAAUAGACUAUCUGCUCCCAGCGCAUGGACCUGCUCACUCCCCCCAGCCCUCCAAGAGGGUGGGGCCUCAGACCCCCCCAAAACCUCCCAGGAGGAGCGACUCCAUAAAGUUUCAGCACCGGCUGGAGACCAGCUCGGAGUCAGAGGCCACUCUGGUGGGCAGCUCCCCAUCCACCAGCCCCCCCAGUGCCCUGCCCCCUGACGUGAGCCCCGAGGAGCCCAUGCACGCCUCACCCCCUCGCAAGGCCAGGGUCCGCAUUGCUUCCAGCUACUACCCUGAAGGGGAUGGGGACUCCUCCUACCUGCCGGCCAAGAAAUCCUGUGAUGAGGACCUCACCUCCCAGAAGAUGGACGAGCUGGGCCAGAAGCGCCGCCGGCCCAAGUCUGCUCCCAGUUUCCGGCCCAAGCUCGCGCCAGUAGUGAUUCCGACUCAGUUCCUAGAGGAGCAGAAGUACGUCCCGGGCAGUGGAGAAUUCUCCCUGGAACUCCAGGAGUGGUCCCCGUACUCGCCAGGGCAUUCUGGCCGGCACAGCAACCCCCCACUCUACCCCAGCAGGGCAUCUGUGGGUACCGUUCCCCGGAAUAUGACCCCCAGCACCACCGUGAGCUCCAUUCUGAGGAACCCCAUCUACACCGUGCGUAGCCACAGGGUCGGCCCCUGCAACUCUCCACCCAUCCCCAGAGAGGGCGGCCCCCAGGGUUUGCACCCCAGCGUCCAGCACCAGGGACGUCGGAGCCUGGACCUGAGCAACAGGGCCUGCAGUGACUACUCCGAGAUGAGAGCCUCCCACGGGUCCAACUCAUUGCCCUCCAGCGCCCGCCUUGGGUCUUCGAGCAACUUGCAGUUCAAGACUGAGCGCAUUAAGAUCCCGUCGACGCCGAGAUACCCCCGGUCUGUCGUGGGCUCUGACAGAGGUUCGCUGUCGCAUUCUGAGUGCAGCACCCCUCCGCAGUCACCUUUGAACCUCGACACCCUGUCCUCUUGUAGCCAGCCUCAGACCUCAGCCUCUACCUUGCCCAGAAUUGCCGUCAACCCGGCGUCCCUUGGGGAGCGGCGAAAGGACAGACCCUACAUGGAGGAGCCGCGCCAUGUCAAGCUGCAGAAGGGCUCAGAGCCCCUGGGCAUCUCCAUCGUGAGUGGAGAGAAGGGCGGUGUCUAUGUCUCCAAGGUGACCGGGGGGAGCAUUGCUCACCAGGCCGGCCUGGAGUAUGGGGACCAGUUACUUGAGUUCAAUGGCAUAAACCUGCGGAGCGCUACUGAGCAGCAGGCCCGGCUCAUCAUCGGGCAGCAGUGUGACACCAUCACCAUCCUGGCCCAGUACAACCCACACAUGCACCAGCUCAGCAGCCACUCCCGCUCCAGCUCCCACCUGGACCCUGCCGGCACCCACUCUACCCUGCAGGGCAGCGGUGCCACGACCCCGGAGCACCUGUCUGUCACCGACCCGCUGAUGGAGCAGGAUGAGAGCCCGGGCACCCCUCCAGCCAAGCAGAGCACCGCCAGCUGCAGGAUGCUGGGAGAUGCCGGUAAGAAGACCCCCGAGCCACGAGUCGUCUUCAUCAAGAAGUCCCAGAUGGAGCUGGGAGUGCAUUUAUGUGGUGGGAACCUGCACGGGGUGUUUGUCGCCGAGGUGGAGGAUGACAGUCCCGCCAAGGGCCCGGAUGGCCUCGUGCCAGGGGACCUCAUCCUUGAGUAUGGCGGCCUGGAUAUGCGCAGCAAGACGGUGGAGGAGGUCUACGUGGAGCUGCUGAAGCCCAAGGACAACAUCCGCCUAAAGGUGCAGCACCGCCCCGAGGAGUUCGCCAAGGUCAAGGGUCUGCCUGGCGACAGCUUCUACAUCAGGGCCCUGUACGACCGGCUGGCAGAUGUGGAGCAUGAGCUGAGCUUUAAGAAAGAUGACAUCCUCUACGUGGAUGACACCCUGCCCCAGGGAGCGUUUGGGUCCUGGAUGGCUUGGCAGCUGGAUGAGAAUGCCCAGAAGAUCCAGCGUGGGCAGAUCCCCAACAAAUACUUGAUGGACCAAGAAUUCACCCGGAGGCUCAGCAUCUCCGAGGUCAAAGACGACAGCAGUGCCGCAAAGACACUGUCAGCGGCUGCACGCAGAUCCUUCUUUCGAAGGAAACACAAGCACAAACGCAGCGGGUCCAAAGACGGGAAAGACCUCCUUGCCUUGGACACCUUUUCCAACGAUUCCAUUCCACUUUUUGAAGAUUCGGUGAGCCUUGCGUAUCAGCAGGUACAGAAGGUAGACUGUACCUCCCCUCGGCCCGUCCUGAUCCUGGGGCCUUUACUGGAUGUGGUGAAGGAAAUGCUGGUGAACGAGGCACCCGGCAAGUUCUGCAGAUGCCCCCUUGAGGUGAUGAAGGCCUCCCAGCAGGCCAUUGAGCGUGGAGUCAAAGACUGCCUGUUUGUUGACUACAAGCGGAGGAGUGGCCAUUUUGAUGUGACCACGGUGGCUUCCAUAAAGGAGGUCACAGAAAAGAACCGGCACUGUCUGCUGGACGUCGCCCCCCACGCCAUCGAGCGGCUGCACCACAUGCACAUCUACCCCAUCGUGAUUUUCAUCCACUACAAGAGCGCCAAGCACAUCAAGGAGCAGAGAGACCCCAUCUACCUGAAGGACAAGGUGACUCAGCGGCAUUCCAAAGAGCAGUUUGAGACUGCUCAGAAGAUUGAGCAGGAGUACAGCAGGUUCUUCACAGGGGUCGUCCAGGGAGGAGCUUUGUCCAGUGUGUGCACUCAGAUCUCAGCGAUGGUUCACCAAGAACAGAACAAAGUCCUGUGGAUUCCCGCCUGCCCGCUGUAGCAGCGUGCCUUGGAGCGGCCACGGCUGGCCCACUGUUGCAGACGCCGGGCCCAGACCGUUUUCAGUGACAAAAAUUAAAAGUCCACUUGUAGAUAAGCACGAAGGAGAGCGACCCAGGGCCCAGGACUCCAGAAGCACCUCCUUUACAGGCAGAGGGCCGCGACAAACGGGGUCUGGGCCCCAGCCAGCAGACUGUUCCUCUCACAUGUGUGCUUUAAGACAAAAAACCACGAAAAACUUUGGACAGAGGGGUCAACGCCCACCUUUCUUUAGCCAGCUCAUCAGAGAUGCUGCAGAGAGAACCUUCCAAAUCACACGUUUACAAGCCUUUUCUAAGUAUUUUAUUUGAUUGUUUAUGUUUACUUGAACGGCCCCACAUUGUCGGGGUCCAGCCCCUCGCCCUUUAUCCACUCCCCAGUGUUGCUUUGAUGUUGGUCUUGUUCCUGUUUUCAGCAAAACGACUCUGGAACCUCACUGGGGACUGCUUUGCCUUGGGAGGUUCUUGCCGGUGGGACCAGAGCUUUGACCAAGGUCCUGCCCGUCGGCAGCACCUCUCCUGGAAGGGCCAUCUGUCUCUGCUGCAGGUGUCCACCCGCCUGGGGUCCAGGCCCGCGCCCCUUGGGCUGACUGCCAGCGGCAGUGUUGCCCUCCUGCUCCAGAGAAGGCGACCUUGCCAGUCUUCGUUUCUCAGACUCUCUCUCCUGCCUGCCAUGUGCUCUCGCUGCUUCUCCACCGCGUGUGUCGUUCCAGCGUUUCUCUCUGGUCUGCCGGGGCUGGAUCCAUGGGUUUACGAGGACACAGCUAGUUUCAGGCAGGGUGUGAGGUAGAGCGAGGGAUGCCGGUGGGUUUUCUUUAGGGUCUGUAAAUAGUGACGACCUGGACAGUGCAAUUUCGGCAGGCUCAGUCCUAACAUCUAAUGUGUCGGGCAGACACAACAGCUCUUUUUGAUGUGUGGAUACGUUCAUGUUUCAGACUUUGAGGGGAAGCAAAUGACGAGAGUUGUCACUGUCAGAAACUUAUGAAGAGAAAAUGGCCCUUUCUGGUUCUGGCUGCAGUGCUGGCGGCGUGAGCACUCCACGAGGCUGUCUUCAUUUGGGGAUUUUUUUUUUUUUUUUGCACUUCUGACAGCUGGAUGUCUCCGGCUGAAGAUUUGAUGUGGUUCCUCCUUAAACUGUGUGUCCUGUUAAUAGGUACUGUACCGGCUCCGUGUGUCAGUGGGGGGAGGACCUAUAUUUUAAUACUGUUCCUAACAUUUCAUUUUACUAGCAGGAAAUCUUUGAUUUCAUUUUACUCUUUGUAAUUCUAGACACUAGAGGGUAGUUUAGCCGUACUGACAUUUUUUUAAAAAGGGAUAUAUUUUCUUGUACAGUUGUUCAAAAAGAAACACGUUUCAGUCCUCAAUGCUGCCCUUUGAUUUUGCAGGUACAAGUUUUCUAGCUCAGACAACUAAAAGCUGUAGGCAGUCCGAGGGGGUGUACACAACCUCUGGGGCUGUUUCUGAGCUGCAGACACAUGGGACUGUGAUGGUACAGUGUGCACAGGUACUGUUCUGACAGACUGGGAUUUCUGUACUAAAACCUUACUUUGUAUCCAAAGUUAAACAGACUUUAGUACAAUAAAUAAAGGUCAAUUUCUGUAACUU